Messenger RNA from Podospora pseudopauciseta, 3198 nucleotides. It is a transcript of the gene MPH1, whose product is annotated as 3'-5' DNA helicase. Lineage: Eukaryota; Fungi; Ascomycota; Sordariomycetes; Sordariales; Podosporaceae. The transcript has a single exon. The record is from RefSeq and is a predicted model, not a curated record. Gene Ontology annotation, biological process: double-strand break repair via synthesis-dependent strand annealing; interstrand cross-link repair. Bases 1 to 3198 code for a protein of 1065 amino acids. Gene Ontology annotation, molecular function: 3'-5' DNA helicase activity; four-way junction helicase activity; ATP binding.
AUGGAUGAUGAGUUUGACGAGACCUUUGUUUUUGAUGACGACUUGAUCGCACUCACUCAGGUCGCCGAAGCCGAAGCGGCGGCGGCAGCAAAUUCCACUGCUCACAGGCCUCAAGAGUCUGCUGUCAGAACGCCAGGAACUCCUCUUUCAGUACCUGCAGCAGCCCGGGUAAAUACGGCAGCUGCAAUCUCGGAAUUCGACGAUUUGCCAUCAGAUGCAUUCGACAGUUCCCCACAGCCACCAAACAACCAGAAGCGGCCGAGUCAAGUGCCACCUCCAAGAGCUACUCCGAUAUCCCAAGGACAAGGACAAGGCUUCCGGCAAACAACACUCUGGGGAGGCACUGCGCGGCAGGGCAGCAUUCGGCCAUUACAGGUGACUAAUAGUCGCCCAUUCCGCGCUGACCUGCCCCCAGAGAUACCCACUCAUCAUGAACUCAAUGACUGUGAGCUUUCAACAUGGGUCUAUCCGUUGAACUUGGGCCCAAUUCGAGACUACCAGUUUACCAUUGUCAACAGUGCUCUGUUCAACAACACACUUGUGGCUCUGCCCACCGGUCUGGGUAAAACUUUCAUCGCCGCCACGGUUAUGCUCAAUUUCUAUCGAUGGACCAAACGAGGGAAAAUCGUAUUCGUCGCACCCACCAAACCCUUGGCAUCCCAGCAGGUCAAGGCUUGUCUCGACGUUGCGGGCAUCCCACGGUCCGAGGCAACACUCCUAACAGGAGAGACGGCUCCGGCUUUACGUGAGGCUGAAUGGGAGACCAAGCGGCUAUUUUUUAUGACGCCGCAAACACUUCAAAAUGAUUUGUCUAAAGGCUACGCAGAUCCAAAGUCGGUUGUUCUUCUGGUAGUCGAUGAAGCCCAUCGAGCCACAGGCGACUACGCCUACGUGAAAGUAAUAGAAUUCCUCCGUCGAUUCUCACAGAGUUUCAGGGUUCUUGCACUUACGGCAACUCCCGGAUCCUCCGUGGAAGGCGUCCAAAAUGUCAUUGAUAAUCUCGGUAUCUCCCACAUCGAAAUCAGAACAGAAGAGUCUUUGGAUAUUCGACAAUACGUUCACUCGAGAGACACCAAUACGAUUACACUCGACCCAUCCGACGAGAUGAUGGAAGUGAGAGGCCUCUUUUCCAAAGCCCUCCAGCCUCUGGUCGACAAGUUGAGCGCCCAAAAUAUUUACUUUGGAAGGGAUCCCAUGAGUCUGACUACCUAUGGCCUGAUGAAAUCGAGAAGCGACUGGCUUGCCGGAGCUGGCAGACACGCAAACCAGGGAUUAAAGUUUGCCAUGUUCGCCGUGUUCAGCAUUCUUCAGAGCCUGGCGCACUCGAUAAAGUUGUUAAAUUUCCACGGGAUCAAGCCAUUUUAUCACAACCUGUUGGAGUUUCGCAAUUCGGAGGAGGAAAAGGGGGGAAAGGGUUCCAGCAUGAGGCGGCAGGUCAUCAAUGACGAAAGCUUCAAAAAGAUGAUGACCAUGAUCGAGAAAUGGAUGAAAUUGGACGGCUUCAGUGGGCAUCCCAAGCUGGAUUGUCUCUGCGAGACUCUUGUGCAUCACUUUAUGAAUGCCGGGGAAGGGUCCAGCACAAGAGUCAUCGUCUUCAGCGAGUAUCGAGACAGCGCCGAGGAGAUUGUGCGAGUUUUAAACAGCAAGCCUUUGAUCAGCGCCACAGUCUUUGUGGGUCAAGCAGAUUCCAAGAGAAGUGAAGGUAUGAAGCAAAAGCAGCAGAUUGAAACGAUUGAGAAGUUCAAGAACGGCCAGUACAAUGUUCUCAUCGCCACAUCCAUCGGCGAAGAAGGUCUCGACAUUGGCCAAGUUGAUCUUAUCGUCUGUUAUGACGCGUCAUCCUCUCCGAUCCGCAUGUUGCAGCGAAUGGGACGCACGGGGAGAAAGAGAGCAGGCAAAAUUGUGCUUCUCUUGAUGAAGGGAAAGGAACAGGAGAAGUUUUUGGAGGCGAAGGACAACUACGCAAGAAUGCAGCAGCUCAUCUGUGAUGGCGAUAGUUUCAACUUCCGGCAUGACCUAUCUACGCGAAUUAUCCCAAGAGAUAUAAAGCCAGAAGUUGAUAAGCGCAUGGUGGAGAUACCGAUUGAGAACACACAGGAUCCCUCCCUGCCUGAGCCUAAAAAAGCAAGAGCCCGGAAGAAAGCAUCGAAGAAAAAGUUCAACAUGCCCGAUGGUGUAGAGACUGGGUUCGUCAAGGCAUCCGAUUUCUUUGGGAAAGCAGCUGCCAAAAAAACAGCACCACCCAAACCGGUCGAGCCGCAGGAGACUGACGAGAUCGCGGAACCACCUCCUCUUGGAAAGGUCGUUUUGAGCAAAGCGCAGAUCGAGGAAUUGGACAGACGGUAUCGGAGUCUGCCAGGAAACGCAAAUGCCGAGGUUGGGCCUAUCGAUUUUGGUGCUCAUUCUCAGAGGUUCCUGCGGCCGACAUCCCUUGUGGGACAUGGCAAGAAGACAAAACGAUUUGUCAAGCUGAUGAAAAAGUUGGGAGACAGCCAGGACCCCUUCGAAAAGUUCACAGCACCAUAUGGAGAUACUGACAUGUCUAACUGGGGGGAUCUUCCAGUCCCCAUCUUUGCGUCAGAUACGGACGCUUCUGAAGAAGAAGACUCAGCUGGAACAGGGACGGGUGGCAACCGAGGCAAAAAGUGCAAAGUGCUUGCGGCAAGGCCUGAUGAGGAAAGCGAAGAGGAAGAUGGGGACGGAUUGGAGGCUGCUUCACCUCCAGCUCGGAAGAGGAGUGCUGGAGGCAAGAAGGCAGCAAAGAGGAAAGGCCGGGUGGCGCGGAAACUGGACGAAAUAGGGGAUGACUGUAUGCGGACGAGUGAUAUGGAGAUUACGGAUGGGUCAGACGAUGGUGCCGACCUAGAAGAUUUUGUCGUCGACGAUGAUGCGGACCUGUUCGGCUCGAGUGCCAAUCAAAAGUCAACAAAGUCGAGGACACCUGGCUCUGCAAAGAAGCAGCCGUCAGCAGAAGAAAAACCUUUCUUCGAACCCAUGGAUUUUACUGCGACGCAGGAUUCAGAUGAGGAGAUGCCGGAUAUCACGGAGCUGCUGAAGUCGUCGGUAAAGAAAACGAAACACAGCAUGGCGGCGACAGCUUUUGGCACAGAGGGUAAGGAGGAUCUGUCGCCGGAGCCGACGACGCCACGGAAGAAGAAAAGGCGGAUCCUUGUUGCUGACAGUGAUGAUGAUGAGUGA